UCCAAGCCUGUUUCUAUUGAUACAACAUGGCACAAUGGGUCCGCCCUCUAUGGGCUGCUUCAGAUGAAUAUAAAUACAUCUCCUGUUCACCUUUAACUGUCCGCAGCUGCCCAACAGGCAGUUUGUGUGCCCAGCUAACACUUUGUAGAAACAGAGAGGAUGCAUUAGACUAUUAUUUUGCUGAUCUUUUCUAUAUAUUUUUGUGCUUUUUUUAAGUUCAAGUGGAUUUUUCAGUCUUUCAAAGGCCCUUUGGGUUACGGUGGCAUUGCUGUGCUCAAGGUUGUCCUGUGCACAAUGGGGGUCAAAGCAGCUCUUCCGAGGUACGAGCUCUACUUGUAUAAUGUAGUGCUGUGUAUGGCAAUGCUCUGGGCUGCCAGAUGGAUAUUUGACGUGUCCAGCUCAAAUUCCAACAAAAAAACCUUCAAGACCAGUGUUCAGCCAGGAUGGUACUACUCUGGCAGAAAAAUGGAUACAGCUGACGUCGAGUGGAUGAUGUGGUUUUCCACGUUCCGAGAGCAUAUCAUCUUUGCGCUCUCAGGUCAUGUGAUCUUUGCCAAGAUCUGCUCCUUGCUGGCUCCACAGUACAGAUCUCUGGUGUACAUGGUGUACGGUAUGCUGGCGGUUUUCAGCAGUAUGGGCUGGGCCUACGUCAUGCUCAUCCUCUCUCACUGCGUGCUGCUCUAUAGCAUCUCUCUGGUCAAGCUCAGGUGGCUCUGCUUCGUUGCUGGACUCACUACACUGGCCACUUUCAAAAUGGAGCCCUUCAUUUCCUGGCAGGCAGGGUUUGCGACUGGCAAUUUUGAGCUCCGUCCUCUUCUGUUCUACGGCGGCUGUGGUUUCACCAUCAUGCGCUGUAUGAGUUUUGCUCUUGAGAACUGUGAGAGAAAAGAUGGAAACUACAGCAUCCUGGAGCUUCUCAAGUACAACUUUUACCUCCCCUUCUUUUACUUCGGACCCAUCAUGACAUUCGACAAGUUCUACAUUCAGGCCAAUAACCCUAACCUGACGAGGAAAGACGGGGAGAUGUGGAACAUUUCCAUCCAAGCCCUGGUAAACCUGGUGGUUAUUAUGAUAGUGGCAGUCCUCUUUCACUUCAUGUACAUUCUGACCAUUCCUACUGACAUGAAGCUCCUCAAACACAUCUCUGACUGGGCCCUCGUUGGAUUGGCCUACUUAAAUCUGGUGUAUGAUUGGGUGAAAGCAGCAGUGAUGUUUGGAGUGAUAAACACAGUUUCAAGACUGGAUCAUCUGGACCCUCCCAAACCACCGAAAUGCAUUACAAUGCUUUAUGUUUUCUCUGAGGCACACUUUGAUCGAGGAAUAAAUGACUUUCUAUGCAAGUAUGUUUAUAACUAUCUCGGCGGGAAACAUGAGAACGUUUUGGAUGAGCUGAUAGCCUCUCUGUGCACGUAUGGCAUCAUGUCCCUCUGGCUGGGACCAAGCUGGGUGGUUUUCAUCUGGGCUUUCUUAAACUGCUUUGGCCUUAAUUUUGAACUGUGGACCGCAAAAUUAUUCUCCAUGGAACCUUUUAUUUCUAUUGAGAUGGCGAUAUCAGAUUCUAUGUCACGCAGGAUCAGGGCUGUGUUCAAUACUUUCAACUUCUGGACAAUUGUCCUUUACAAUAUCCUGGUCCUGAACAGUCUUGAAUUUGCCAAACUGGUUGCAAAGAGGUUGUUGCUUAAAGGUUUCCCCUUCACCACCAUCACUGCGAUGUUCGUUACCUACUGCUUGAUUCAGCUGAUUAAGGAAAAGGAAAGAAGACAGGCUUUGAUUGACGAUCCAGACCCAAUCCCCCCUCCAGCCCCUGUUCCUGCACCCACAGCUGCACCCACUACCACAGAUCCCAGCACCACCCAGAUGGACGCUGCUGCCGCCCAGCCUGUGGACCCAAACAAGCAAAAGGCAGAGUAGAGAUUACACACGAUGGUUACAUUUUUAUAAAACCUGAAUGGUUUACUUAGACAUUUUGUGUCAAUCAUAGUCGAGAAAUAAUGUUUUAAUAACGGUACUGUAAGGAAAGAUGCUGCAAUCGAAACAGAUUUACAGAUUUUCUCAACAUUAUACUCUCAUUGGCUGCUUUUUAAAUUAGUGACAGUUUUGCAUAUGUAAUAGGAGUUUCAAAUAUGUGCUUUGUAGUUAAAAACAUAGAGGAUGGAUUUUAUUACUACAAAUUUUAUAACAAAGUUUUAAUUCAAAUGAAAUACAAAUGCUCAGUGUUCAUACCAGAAGUAAUUACUGCCUGAGGUUGAAAAUAUGUGCUUAAAUGAAAGUAAUGGAGUGAAGAUCACAAAGAUUAUUUUAUGAAUUUGUGAUAUGCAUUAAAAUAAUCUUCAUUUA
Molecule: messenger RNA, 2337 nt
Organism: Megalobrama amblycephala (Wuchang bream)
Lineage: Eukaryota; Metazoa; Chordata; Actinopteri; Cypriniformes; Xenocyprididae
Gene: hhatlb
Product: hedgehog acyltransferase like, b
Exons: 12
Coding region: 295-1911 (538 amino acids)
Biological process (GO): negative regulation of N-terminal protein palmitoylation
Cellular component (GO): endoplasmic reticulum
Molecular function (GO): acyltransferase activity
Source: RefSeq, a predicted model, not a curated record